CCGCCAUGAUACGAGACAGCGCCACUAGUACCGAAAAGCCCCGCUAAGACAACAUCGUACUCGCCCAACAUGUAGAACACGAGGUGUCGGUACUUUGGUCUUGGUCCUCAAGACUUUCUCUCCCCAGUAUGCUUUGUUUCCCAUCUCUCUUUCGUCCUUCCUUAUUUCGUUCUCUCCAAACCACCCACAAGGAAAAAAACCAACAGUCGGGCAUUCCCACCUCAUAUGGCCGGUUUGAACAUGAUUUACAUCACGGCACACUGCCGUUCUCUCUUUUCCUUUUCAGAUUUUCAUUCACAUCCGUUUCGUUCUGGCUCGUCUCGAAAAGCUACUUCAUCACUGCCCGAGACUACCGUUUUUCAACCUUAUCCCCAUUGGCCCGAGAAGCAGGAAGGCCCUGGGGUCUCGCGAAACUACCUAGGAGAAAUUCCCAAGUAGUAAGAAAAGUGACAAAUGGAACUGGGGAAGAAUUAAAAAAGUACCCAGAAAAAAAUCUCCAAAACCGCGUUCUCUCUCCAUCCCCAAAAAGGGAGAAGCAGAAGAAUAAAAUAAAAAACUCAAAUGGGUAUAUAGGCGGAAAAUCUUCUCCAAAGAAUAAAAAACCAAACCCCGCCAAACAGCAGCAGAAAAAUGAAAAAGGGUAUUGUCUGUCGCAUGGCGUCGCGGGGGUGAGUGGGAUUUUGGGUUUAAAAAGGUAUGUAGCCCAAGAAUUGAAGAAAAAAAGGCAAGACCAUGGCCAAAAAUGGAGUGGGCGUGGGCGAUUGACCACUGCUGCCAAGAGUAUCAAUCAAAAGGUUUCGAUACAGUCGUCAAGUGCUGCAGAUGUCGAUGGUGGGUGGUGGUGAUUGGUGGUAAUAGCAAUAAACACUAGGUCGCGAACUAAGAGGUAAAGGCCGAGGUUAAGACGACGUUAUAUAUGCGACAAUGACGAUGGAAACGAGGUUUACGGAUUUUGAACGGAAAAAAGGAGUCGGUAUGUACAAAACCAGCCGAUAAGGUUUUUGGGUUUUAGAUCGGAGGGGUAAGUGGGAGUCAAAAAAAGAAGUUAGCUGGCCGAAGUUCAACGGGGCUGACGAGGUCGCUUCUCUCCCCGCCCAGCAAACGGAAUUCGGGUCAUUUCGCGACGCGUCGUCCGCGCGGUCGGUUUCAUCAGAAAAAUCGCUUCAUCACAAGAAAAUGGAUCCAGGGAGGG
Lasiosphaeria miniovina is the source of this 1192-nucleotide messenger RNA. RefSeq lists its product as uncharacterized. The record is from RefSeq and is a predicted model, not a curated record. The transcript is spliced from 2 exons. Lineage: Eukaryota; Fungi; Ascomycota; Sordariomycetes; Sordariales; Lasiosphaeriaceae. The coding region runs from base 129 to 845 and encodes 238 amino acids.